CGCAUUAUACGCGUUUUCCUGGCCAGGAAAAUGGCUACCAGCUGUCACUCAGUUGUAUAAAUUUAAUUCUUAAUAUAUUCAUUAGUUUAAACAAAAUAAUAACAUUGUUAAAUUAUCAUAAUAUUAUUAAAAACAUAUUGUUAUUAAAUCUUUCAUUUAUAUAAAUUAUAAAAAACUCAUUUGUGUGUGAUCAAUAGUGAACAUUCAUGGUGUCAUAGAAAUAUAUUCCAUUCUUUUUUUUUUUCUAUUUCUCACACUGUUUACAGUGCAUUUGGUAAUUCGUGUUAGUCCGAACAUUGGUAACACGAUUCAUAAGUGUAAAAAUAAUUUAAAAAUAACAUUAUGUUCUUUAUAAUUUAGCAUAAAAUAAUAUUUUUUAUUAAUUGUUCUUAUAUUCGUGAAUAUAUAAAUUUAUUGUGAUAAAUUGAAGCGUAGCCUGUUCUUAUCGUCGCCUGGGCAUCAAAAAGAUUAUCAAAAUGGAUUCAAGUCAACAAUUUUCAUUAAGAUGGAAUAAUUACACGAAACAUAUAACUUGUGCAUUUGAUACAUUAAGGAGUGAUGAAGAUCUCGUUGAUGUGACAUUGAGCUGUGAAGGAAAACGCAUCAGAGCACACAAAAUGCUUCUUUCUGCAUGCAGCACAUAUUUUCGUGAUUUAUUCAAGGAAAAUCCAUGUCAACAUCCAGUCAUUAUAUUUAGAAAUGUAAAAUUUGAUGAUCUGUCAGCACUGGUUGACUUUAUGUAUCAGGGCGAGGUCAAUGUAGUUCAAGAACAGCUGGGAAGUUUUUUAACGACAGCUGAAUUAUUAGCUGUUCAAGGUUUAACUGAUGGCACGGGCAAAGACAACGAUAGCAUUAAUGAGGAGGAAACAGAAAUUCCAAAUGAACCAGAAGUACAACUUAAAAAUUCAUCUGGCAAAUAUUUAUCAAAUAAUAAAAAUAAUAAAUCACCAUCGUCACCAUUGCCAUAUCAUGCAGUUGACGUACAACCAGAAACACCACCACCAAAACGUCGAAAAUAUCGUGAUACAUCAAAUCAUGAAAAUAAUAAAAUAAAUACAACGAAAACAUCAAAAGAACUUAGAGAAAAAUUAAAUGAACAAAGUAAUCAGCCUGAUCCAAUUGAAAUAAUACCAUUAAUGCCGAAUUUAAAACUUGAAAUGCCAGAAUAUUUAGAAGCUGAUGGUAGUAGUUGUAGUUAUGAUGAACAAAAUAUUGUCGAUGGUACAUUAAAUAAAUUGGAUGAUGUUUUGUCAAAUGUAGAUGAUGAUAAAAAACCAGAUAUAAGUCAAACAUUUUAUACAAAUCAAUCAAGCUCUGAUACUGUUGAACCGAAAAAUGCUCUUUCUACUACUGAUCUUGAUCAUCUACUUGCUAAACCAAGCACCUCUUCAGAACGAGUUACCCAGGAACCAACAUCGGAAAUAAAAAUCGUAGCAACAACUACACUUGAAUCAACCACACCACCUCCAACAACAACAACAACAACAACGACAACUUCUGUUAAUGAGAGAAGACGAAGAACAGGAGCGAACGAGGAGGGUCGUUGGAUAUGCAAUGUUUGUGGAAAAAUCUACACACGUGGGGAUUCACUUGCUCAUCAUCGUAGUAUUCACAGAGGCGAUACAAUUUGUCCAAUAUGUCAAGCAGUCUUCACUCGCAAGUACACAAUGCGUUGUCAUAUGGUAAACAUACAUGGAAUUAAAUGACCAGAAAGAAAAAACUCACAAUAAUUUUCCAUUAAUUAUUGAAUUGAAAAUAUAAAUAAUUAAAAAUUCAAGAAAUACAACAUAACAAGUUAUUUUAUUUAUUAUUUUUCUUUUUUUUUUUUAUAUUUAUUUUGAAAAAAAAAAAACAAUGGAAUUGAAAGGUCAAUAGAAAAAGAAAAAUAAUAAUUAAUAUAAAAGCACAAAGAAUUUAUUUUGAAAUAAAAAAAAAAUAUUUAAAAUGUUAUUUUAUUCAAAUUAGAUUAUUGAAAUUUUAUUUAUUUCUGGUGCAUUUUCAUGAUAGGUAGUUCAUGAAAAAAUAAAAAAAAUAAAUAAUAAAAUAGUUGUAAAUUUAUGAAAAUAAAAAUAUACAUUAUGAAAAUUAAAAAUUGUUAUAUACAAAUUAACACUGUUUUCUACGUUAAAUAUUUUUUUAUGCUUUACAAAUGUAUUUAGAUAAAAACGAAAAAAAAAAAAGAGUUUAUGAAACUUGUACUUAGGUGAUUCUUUUUAAUUGUUUAAUUAUUUAAUUUAAAAAAAAACUCUUAAAUCGAAAUACUCAGUAAACUUAUGUUAUUAUUUAUAUUGAUCUUGCCAACACAUUAGUUAAAAAAAAAGCAACAUUUAACGCCUUUUGUUAUUGCUCAUCAAACUGGGAAUGCAAAAUUGUAAAUAAUUAUUAUCUCUAGUAGUUUUAUCUAAUAAUUUUUUUGAGAUUUCGAAUUCUAUUAUAUUUUUAGUAUUUUCAUGAAAAUUUAGUUUUAUUAAAUGACAAUACUCCCAGUAUUUUAAAUAAGUUUUUUUUUUUUUUUUUUUUCUAUAUAAAAUUUAUAAUAUUAAAAUGUUUUUUUAAAUAAAUAAAAUCAAUUAUGUGAUAAUUUUUUUAUAACUUUCAUUUAAAAAAAAAAUACUUAUAUUAUUUGUGCCAGUUUUAUUUUUCAUAAUAUAAUUAAGAUACCUCAAUUUAUUAAGAAAAUAAAAUUUAAAAUAAACCAGUGAAAUGUAAGAAAAUGCUUCACUUUAAUAUGAAAGUGUGAGCCCCAUAAUUGUACUUCGAAAUCGUUGUAUUUAUGAAUAAAAAAAAAUUAAUGAAUACUUAGACAAAGCGAGCAAAAAAAAAAAUCCUUAAAACAAUUUACAUUAUUUAUUUUAAAAAAUUAAUUACUUUAUUUUUAAUUUUAAUUUUAUUAAGAACAUGACAAUGCACUUGUAUAUUUAUUUUAGUUGCAAUUAAAGUAAGAAAUUUUUAUGCAUGAUUUAUUUAUUUAUAAUAAUUAUUAUUGAAAAGCCCCUUAAAAAGUGUCGUUACAAUUUGAGUCACACAAAAGGUCGGUAAAUAUUUAAAAAGGAACAAUAAUGAUUGUCGGUUCACAUAUUAUUUCAUUUAAAAUUAUUUAUUAUUUUAACAUCAUUUUUAAUCAUUUAUAACAAUUAAAAAAAAAUAAAUAAAAUAAUUGUGCGGGUAGGUACAACACGUGGGUGAUUUUUUAUUUAUCUUUUUAUUAAUUAUAAUUUUUGUGUAUAUUUUUUAAAAAAUAACUU
This is a messenger RNA of Aphidius gifuensis, 3245 nucleotides long. RefSeq names its product protein abrupt-like. Gene Ontology annotation, molecular function: DNA binding; protein binding. Gene Ontology annotation, cellular component: nucleus. NCBI's taxonomy places the organism in Eukaryota, Metazoa, Arthropoda, Insecta, Hymenoptera, Braconidae. The record is from RefSeq and is a predicted model, not a curated record. The coding region runs from base 477 to 1706 and encodes 409 amino acids. The transcript is spliced from 6 exons. Gene Ontology annotation, biological process: regulation of transcription by RNA polymerase II.